GUCAUGUAUUGCGUUAUACUGUCGCGGUAGGGCCAGCCUAUAGCACAAUCUUCAACCUUUCCCAAGUCGUGGAUUGGUUGGUUGAUGUCGGUGCCACUGCUGGGUGUGUUUCCAAUGACAAUGCCCAGGGCGUCCAGUGAAGUCGCCGUAAGGUAUUUCAGCGGAAUAGUGCCAAAAUCUACGCUGCGCGUGCUGCCAAAACCCAUGGGCUCCGGUGGGGCGGGUGACGGGGGCAGCGGCGGCGGGGAGGCAGGCUCGGGGCUGGGCGGCUGGGGGCUGGGCGGCUGGGGGCUGGGCGGCUCGGGGCUGGGCGGCUCGGGGCUGGGCGGCUCAUAAGGGCUGGGCGGCUCCGGGCUGGGAGGGGUUGGUGGAAGAGCCAUGCCCGUUUCCAUGGUGAACGAAUCUGCAAAGGAGCACACGGGGUACGUUGCAUUUAGUCAGGGCUGCUGUAUGUGAGCAUUAUGCAUUCAGGGCCGCGCAGGUGGCUGUAUGGGCGUGGCCCUGAAAGACGGAUGACAUCCAGACAUGACGACGAGUAUGUGGCUGCACGGAGUGAGGUCUUGCGUAAGCGUGCGUGGUGUGAUCGGGAAGGACCUCUUGCUUGUCUGCAGCCGACCAUCUCAAAGGUCUAUUUUAAGCGGAGUGCAACGCAGAUUAAAUUGGUUUUGAAGUAAGGCGUAAGACAAAGGUCCGGACAUGCGUUGUGUUUGAGGUGGGUGAAGGAGUGCAGAGGACAUGGGGCGUGCCGGUGUGGCCCUGGAGCCUUGGGUAGGCAAUGAGCAGCCGCAGCAGCACAGUUCAGUUGUCUUUGAUUUAUUGCCGGCAUAACCGCGAGCGGUAUCUGGCCGGCUUUAGCAGCUUUUCGCUAGUCUUGCACAAGUGACUCGCAUUGAGUGUUGGCCAGACUUGCUUACCCACCCGCCCACUAGCGGACCGCCAUGCGAUCCAUGGGGCGUGCCCCAAAGGGAGUCAAGUGACGUGGGACGCAACCUGACGCAACGUACGGUGUUAUAGUGCUGAGCAUGAGAGCAGGCUUGUGCAAUUAGUGACCCAACGUGGCGUAGAGGUGAGGUGAAAGGAGGUUGGUAUAGGAUUGGCAACUGAAGUCUUAGUAUGAUCUGGAGUGCCAGAGUUGUAACAUACGUAUGUUGAGCGAAAGGUACUGCGGAUGCUGGCGUGUGCACAACCUUCCGGACCGGUGACUGGGGCGGGGUCGGGGUCAGGGGGGUCGGGGCUGUACGUUGGACGGAGCCCUACACGUUAUGCAAAUACAGAGUCUCAGCAUCGCCGCAUUGCUUCAUAUACCGCAUGCACGCUCAGUCUGCAGGUAUUGAUUGAACAAAACGGCAGCAUGGCUGGAAAGUCGCGACCGAAGCGGGGCUGGCAAGAACUCCGGCGAAACCGUCUUCGUAAUCCAGGCUGCCUUGAUGAUUAGAUACCAAUGCCUAAGAUGUAUAGCUCUGAUUUAUUGGGGCUGACAGCGCGGCUGUAUUAUGGGGAAAUGCUCGCGCUCGCAGCACACGCGCCCGCGAGGCUUCUGACAGGUAUAUAGGUGCCCAUAUUGAAGCCAUUUAUAUGUUCGCAAAUUUAACUGGACCAGCGGGAGCGUCUGCGAUAAGAUCGGCAUCUAACAUGUCUUUCUUGCAGCUGAGGAGUUCAUAACAUAUGUUUGAGUGUGUUAAAACUGUUGCUGUCACAGUUACUUUCGCGAUCGAGGUUCCCUGACUCGAGUCGGGUGACGGAUCUGCGUCGCUGGGGCCUCCUCUUCCUUGUGUACAGUGGCUUCGUGUAACUGAUGGCUUAAAUAAUAGCAGCGUGCAGUCGGCGGGCGGCGGGAACGUGUGUUUAGCAACUUAGCGAAACCCUGCGUUCUGAAACGUAUGGGUGCGCCGCGCCCCCUGCGGGGGCCGGGGCACGCCAACCCUGCAAGUCUGCUUGGAAAGGGUCCGCUGGCGUUGAGGGGUCUUACUGCUGGGCAGCAGAAGGAAAGCGCUGUUGCAAUGGCGUUACUAUACUAUUUAUGCUACACAAUAUCCGGGGGGUAGUUGCUGCCCGGCGUGUUGCAGGGGUUGCGUGUUGAGAAGCCGGCCGGGCAGACUUUUGUGGGCGGCGGCCGUGACCGGCGCCGCCAGGCCGUGCCGCACGGAGGCCUAAACGGAGAUAGGUUUUUGCCCCGCGGCACGGCUACCAAACCGGCGCUCACGGAACAUUGGGCAAGCCUUGGAAAGUCUUCUGGGAAAACCGCGCGCUGCGGGUGCCCGUGUGUAAGGCCAUGUUUCUGCACUAAGGGUCCGGGACAUACUACAUAUGCAUUUUUGGUCCCUAGAUGCGGAGUCGUCUGAGUCGAUAUAUAAUGUAUGUAUGAUGCACCAAGCAACAUAAUGUCGGCCUCGCUUGCAACCCGCUUUCAACCCUUGAAACACCACUACAUGACAUGGAUUGCAUAUAGCAAACACGUACCUUGCGCAGAGCCGGUGGAUAAAAACGACAGCAGCAGCAUUAUUGUUGUAAUGACCUGCUGCGGGAGUGCGUGACGAAGGCCGUAGCUCUGGUUAAUAGUACAUUGGUAGCAUUAUGCAUGACAGUUAGCCAACGCUCCGUCCACAUCGAGCGGCGCACAGCCACGUGCACCAUUAAGCGUAAGUAAGUUCGCUCCAUACAUCCAGCAGCGCUCACCAGCAUAUUGAACGUCACAGUUAGUGUGGCCCUGAGCUGCCGAGCAGCAGGGGCCUUGACGGCGGCGGGGCCGCUGCUCCCGCCGCGAGCAUUAGUAGCCAUGGACAUGAGCAGUGCCAUCCACCAGCAGCAGCAGCAGCAGCGCGCGAUGGGCAUGCGCGGGACCUUAAAGCUACCAGCGUGAUUGUUGAAGCCGCUGACACAUAAACAGAACAAGGUAGGGUGGAUGUAUGAGUAGUGAAAUAGAGCGAGACCUUGCUUACUUGCUUGCUUGAUUGGAUUGGUUCGUGCUUUGUUUUCUGCUGUAACAUGUGUAACAUAGGCUGUUG
Chlamydomonas reinhardtii is the source of this 3005-nucleotide messenger RNA. RefSeq lists its product as uncharacterized. NCBI's taxonomy places the organism in Eukaryota, Viridiplantae, Chlorophyta, Chlorophyceae, Chlamydomonadales, Chlamydomonadaceae. The record is from RefSeq and is a predicted model, not a curated record. The coding region runs from base 121 to 336 and encodes 71 amino acids. The transcript has a single exon.